Messenger RNA from Archocentrus centrarchus (flier cichlid), 723 nucleotides. RefSeq names its product glutathione peroxidase 2 (gene gpx2). Gene Ontology annotation, biological process: response to oxidative stress. Gene Ontology annotation, molecular function: glutathione peroxidase activity. The transcript is spliced from 2 exons. The record is from RefSeq and is a predicted model, not a curated record. Lineage: Eukaryota; Metazoa; Chordata; Actinopteri; Cichliformes; Cichlidae.
AUGGCAGAUGGAGAUCACUCUCCUGCAGGGCCAUUUGAUACCCGUGAAAGGCAACUUUCUGCCCUAAAUGAAUCAGGUGACCAAGCAGUUGGAUACAGACACGUUGAAAAUCCCGUCUGCCUCUAGUGUGGCAGCACCAGAGACAAGAUGACGUUCAUCGCAAAGACUUUUUACGACCUGAGGGCCACCACGCUGGAGGGAGACUCGGUGGACUUCAAUGUGUUCAGAGGACGGGUGGUCCUCAUAGAAAAUGUGGCCUCACUCUGAGGAACCACCACCCGGGACUUCAGCGAGCUCAACCAGCUGCAGAGCAAGUACCCCCAUCGGCUGGUGGUCCUGGGUUUUCCUUGCAACCAGUUUGGCUACCAGGAGAACUGCACCAAUGGCGAAAUCCUGAAUUCACUGCAGCACGUGCGUCCAGGUGGAGGGUUCAAGCCCAUCUUCACUGUCUUUGAGAAGUGCGAUGUCAAUGGAACAAACACACAUCCAGUCUUUGCCUAUCUGAAAGACAAACUCCCCUAUCCUGAUGACGACCCAAAUUCUCUCAUUCAGGACCCCAAAUUUCUGGUUUGGAGUCCCAUCAGCAGGACGGAUAUCUCCUGGAACUUUGAGAAAUUCCUCAUCGGGCCAGAGGGUGAACCCUUUAAGAGAUACAGCAAAAAAUUCCCCACCAUUGACAUAGAGCCUGACAUUCAAAGACUGUUAAGAUUAACCAAGAACUAA